Messenger RNA from Pocillopora verrucosa, 576 nucleotides. RefSeq names its product trichohyalin-like. The record is from RefSeq and is a predicted model, not a curated record. NCBI's taxonomy places the organism in Eukaryota, Metazoa, Cnidaria, Anthozoa, Scleractinia, Pocilloporidae.
AUGAGGACAUGUGACAGUCGGGUGAAAAAUAAAUGGGUUCACGUGUACGUUUUUCAUAUCUUUGGUGCUAAGACACGCUUUGCACCAAGAAAGUAUGAACGCUCUUCGUUCCGGAGCGAAUUGCGCGAAAAUUCUCAACAGAAAAAAGGAAAAGAGGAACAUGAAAUUGUUUCCCUUCAGUCAACAGAGCGUGAAUACUUUCUUUCCGAAAAGGGCGAACAUGAAACUGUUCGCGAAAAUCCUCAACAGACAACAGAGCGUGAAUACUUUCUGUCCCAAGGCGAGUUACACGAAAACCGUCAACAGAAAGAAGGAAGAGACGAACAUGAAACUGUUCCCCUUCAGCCAAGAGAGCAUGAACACCCUCUGCUACAAGGCAAGUUGCACGAAAAGCCCCAACAGAAAGAGGGACGAGGCGAACACGAAACUGUUCCCCUUCAGCCUAGUGAGCGUAAACACCUUCUGUCCCAAGGCAAGUUGUACGAAAAGCCUCAACAGAAAGAAGGAAGAGAAGAAAAUGAAACUGUUUCCCUUCAGCCAAGGGAGCGUGAACAUCCUCUAUCCUUAGGCGAGUAG